UAUGGACGCAUGGGCUUGACAGAUCAGGAAACCCAGCCCUUGUUCAAAUGGCAGAUCUCGAAUUGUUUUACUUUGAUCAGCCUGAUCCGAGAGACACCUCCGUGGUUUUAAAUGAGCAAAGCAUCAACGAGAGCAGCUGCAGCGGCGGAAAGUCACUUCAUCCCGGCGGAGGAGCGGGUUCAGCACCAUGGACAGAGACCCGGAGAGCUGCGUGGAUGGGGUUGGAAACAGAAACAUCUUUCACCUGCAAGCACAAAGAUGAAGAAAAUUCUGAUGAUGAUGUCCAGUUGAUAGGAAGUCCACAAACCUGCAGACUGAGCCAGAGCUCCUCAAGUGAACUGUACGAGGAGGAGGAGGAGGAGGAGGAAGAGGAGGUGGUGGAGGAGGAGGACAUCCCGGAACUUUACCUGCUGUCCGACGACGACCUCUCCUCUGAGAGCUCGGAAAAGUCUGUGGAUUACGGCUUUAUCAUCGCCGUGACGUGCCUGGUGACUGGCAUCUCUUUGGUUGCCAUUUCCUAUACGGUCCCCAGGGACGUCCGCGUGGACCCAGACAGCGUGCCCGCCCGGGAGAUGGAGCGGCUGGAGAGGGAGAAAGCCAGGGUGGGGGCCCAUCUGGACCGGUGUGUCAUAGCGGGACUGUGCCUGCUCACCCUCGGGGGCGUGCUGCUCUCCACGCUGCUCAUGAUCUCUAUGUGGAAAGGGGAGAUGAUGAGGAGGAAAGCCUUUGCCUAUUCCAAACAUGCAGCAAAGUUGUAUGGCUCGAUCAAUUUGAGGGCAGGCUCCAGCCCGACUCGGGAUUCCUGCUCACAUCUGUCAGUGGGUGAUGAGGAUUUAGAAGUGCUGAGCUGAAUUUAUGGCCAGGACAAGCAGAAAAGACUCAGAAAAGUGUUUUGGAAAUCCUACCAGUGCUGUGCUAUAAUCGGGGAUGCAGUAGUUUAGGGUUUAAUGACUUUUUUUAUUUUUUAAUUUCCAGCAGCUGAGGCUUCGCUUUUGGUUGAUAUAGGCAUAGAUCAUUUUUAAAGGUUAGGUUCACAUUUUUUUAAGUCUGUCUUAGGCCUAAUACAAUACUCACAUGCCCUUAUGUACCCUGAAAGAGUUUUGUUUACUGUAACUCCAUACUGGCCCAGAAGAGAUCAAUUCCUAUUCCAUUGUAAGUGGUUGGGGACAAAAUUCACAGCCCUCUUUUUGAGUUAAAAUGUGUUCAGCUGAAGCUACUGUGAUGGUUUAGCAGUUGGAUUUGCAAGAGUUCUGAACAAAAAAAGACCCAGGGCAGAAUUGGUGGAGUCAUGUUGCUUCAGGGACAGGUGAGACAAUAAAAUACAAUCCAGGAAGUCCAGACUGAGUAACAGAUCCAUAAGUUUAAUGAAUAACCAGAUGCCAAACCCUCCACAGAGGUUUAUAAUGUUCUUAAACAGGAUUUUAAAACACCAACAUUUAUAUAUUUGAUACAAAUGUAGCAUUCUCAUUACAUAAUCUAUUAAUCUACCACAAAUGUGAGCUUACCGAAUGACAUUGCGUUGAACCAGGUUUAGAUAUUUAGUUUGAAAACCCUGUGUCACCAGAUUGGCCUCGUUUAAAUGAAUGAGGCUGUGUUUUUUUUCAUGCAUGGCUGAAGUCGGUCUGAACGUAGCAUUUUUCAUAUAGCUUAAGUGGUUAUUUUUAAAGUUACAGUCUUUUUAGUACAAACUUCCCUCUUUGUGUUAUUAUCCAUUGACUGCAGCUCCACAAGGAAACACUGUCUGGGAAAACACAAGGAGGAAAUUUUAUACUGAAAAGACAAAUUUUUCUAUCUCUCUACAGAUAUCAACUUGAAUUCAGUAACUCAGACUAUGAAACCAUCAUAUUAACUUCAGAUAAACUUUGACAUGCGUUGUAAGGGAUCUCUUCACAGUCAGAAUGGACAAGAGGAACAACUACAGCAACCAAAGCAUGUUAGUGGUAAAUUAAGAUUCAAAUCUCUAUAUGAUUAUGAGCUGUACCAACUCAUUAGAAAAAAUGGUUUUAAAGAUAAAACAGGAAUUAUGCUUUCUGAAAUAUAUAUUUUGUUUACAUUGGUGGAUGGUGGUUUGCCUUAUGAUGAUCUCAAACACCUUUUUGUUUACCACUGCAUCACAGCUUCUAAUGAUGCUGCUAUUUUGGUGAAUUCAUGUCUACAUGCCGGCGCAGACUUGUAUAUCGAGGGCGUGUGUUUAUGCUGUAGCUGCAAGGGAAAUCAAACCUGGACCAGGAGUACUGUCACUGUUGCUGCCUCCAUUUUCCACCUUGUCAGAAACAGCACUUCACUGACUUGCAACUAACGAAGCUGUGCAGUUCUGGUUUACAAAAACAUCAAUUGCAUGAAUCAGUGUUGAACUCCAAAGAAAUUCUGUUUAAUGUAAUUGUGACAUGCUGAGGUGAUGUUGCAUGUGCACAGAUUUGUUGAAACGCAAAUAGUAAUACCACAGGAGGUGUAAUUAGAUUUUGUGGUUGAGCACCGAUGUCGGGGGAAGCUCAGUUUACCCGACCAUACACUUGGGGGUUUUGACUGCAGAUGUUCAAAAGCAUACAGAGAGAGAAUCAACAAACCCCUGUGGGAAAGCUCUCCUGGUAAUUGGUGUUACUUGAUUGCUCGUGGGAGCCGUGUGAAUCAGUGAGGGAAAAAAAAACAGAGCAUUUUUAAAAACUGCCUCAAUCAAGCCCGUCUGCUUAAGUAAAACCAAACCACUCCAGCUGCAAUACUGAAGUGAAAUGUUACAUUGCAUUGAAGGGGAAGGAAGUAAUGGAUAGCCUGCUCUGACAGAAGAUGCUGCGAAUGAACAAUUGUAUCCCCUGCUUACGGUGUGCAGAAAGCUGUGCUAUGCAGCCUCUGUAAUUGGAAGUGCUUAUGACCAGCAGGAUCACAUUAUCCUCCACACGACCUUCGCUCACUCCCAUCUCGUUAAUAUAAUUAAAUAGGUGGAAUCAGCUGACCUUUUAAUGAAAUAUUAAGUUGAUUUCUAAUGCUAAUAUGUCCUCAUUUAAUGUGAUAGAAUAAGUGAUGAAGUGUUUAGAAUUCCCCACUUCUGCUCCACCUGACUCGACUGCUUCUGUAGGUGAUAUCCCAGAUUUCAACAGCCACCACAGAGCAGCUGUGAGCUUGUUGCAUUGUGGGAACACCACCUGCAAUGCCCUCUGGCCUACUGAGGCCAAAUAGUCUGUGGGGAUACCAGUCAUUCCAGCUCUUGUUCAGUUAAAUAGAUUUCUCCCAGUUGACGUUAAUUAAAAAUGAUCCAGUCUAGAGAGAAAAUGUUAUUCUUCACUUCUAAGGGAUUAACACCAACACUUGACAUUUACUGCCGAGUAGUUCGAUACUUGGAGAUUUGUCUGUAACUGUGCUGAAAUUUUUUAAUUUCGACAUCACAUUGUCUGUGAAAAUUAGAGCCAACACAAUGGCUCUGGAAAUAAAAUAAUGA
Molecule: messenger RNA, 3433 nt
Organism: Micropterus salmoides (largemouth bass)
Lineage: Eukaryota; Metazoa; Chordata; Actinopteri; Centrarchiformes; Centrarchidae
Product: transmembrane protein 74
Exons: 1
Coding region: 48-851 (267 amino acids)
Source: RefSeq, a predicted model, not a curated record